AUGGCACUAUGCACUUGCACCCGGACCCUUUCCCCCUGUAUGGUACCAUCCAUUCACUGUUCACGUGCCACCCACAUCGGUACCAAUCAACCGUGUCGUUAUAAACCUACAGCCCCACCCUUGCUUCCACCUCCCCUCAAAAGCGCUGCUACCCACGCCAACCGAGCGAAUGAUGCAGCGCUACUGCCUGAAUAA
Loa loa (African eye worm) is the source of this 195-nucleotide messenger RNA. RefSeq lists its product as hypothetical. Bases 1 to 195 code for a protein of 64 amino acids. NCBI's taxonomy places the organism in Eukaryota, Metazoa, Nematoda, Chromadorea, Rhabditida, Onchocercidae. The record is from RefSeq and is a predicted model, not a curated record. The transcript has a single exon.